UUCAGGUCUGAUCUGGACACAAAUUUGAUGUUAGGCGAAUACGUUUUUGACCUGCAAUCCUCAGAUUCAAUGUCUUACCAUUUUCUACAUUCCUUCAUCUUUCUGCAAUUCUAAGGUUUCCCCGUUUCCCAAAUCUGUUAUCAUAUGUCACUGCUAUUUUGCGAAACUUUUGACACUUUCCUUCCCACCAAAACCACCUUCCCUACCUUUUAACCCCUGCUUCAACUUGCGUGGUUUUUUCCCCACAUAAGAACAAAUUUCUGAUUUCAUGCCAAAAAUCGUGUCUUCAUGCGGUUAUUGUAAGCACUUUUAAUCAUUUGGUGUGCAAUUCCAAUAUUCUUGGAUCCAUUUUUUACAUUCUUCAGAUCAUAAAUUCCAAUAUUCUAUUCAGCUUUGAAAGUAAAAGGAUAAACAUUUGAUCUCUGUGUAAUUAUGCUAGAUUAGAUUAGAUUAUAUUCAUUGUGUAGACUAGAAUCCUCAUGAAUGAGAAUGCAAUCCAAGAGUUUGAGCCAAGCUCCAGCUCUCACACUCUUCCCUGGUCUGAAACCCCCUCACAAAACCCUACUAUUCCACCAAAUCUGUGUUCUUGUCAUCACAUUCCUUGCUUAUGCAUCCUUUCAUGCCUCUAGGAAGCCUCCCAGCAUUGUUAAGAGUGUUUUGGGACCCACAAUUUCAUCCAAUGAAACUCAAGUUGACAACUUGAGUUCCAAUGAUGCAGGUUGGGUCCCUUUUAAUGGAACCCGGGGCACUCACCGGCUUGGUGAGCUUGAUCUUGCUUUUCUUACUUCUUACUCCAUUGGCAUGUAUUUGGCUGGUCAUGUUGGAGAUAGGAUUGAUUUGAGGUUGUUCCUUGUUUUUGGGAUGAUGGGCAGUGGCCUUUUUACUAUACUUUUUGGGUUAGGGUAUUGGUUAGACGUUCAUGUGUUAGGGUUUUUUGUUGGUGUUCAGAUUGUUUGUGGUGUGUUUCAGUCAAUUGGGUGGCCUUGUGUUGUUGCAAUUGUGGGGAAUUGGCUUGGUGAAUCAAAGAGGGGCUUGAUAAUGGGGGUUUGGAAUUCGCAUACCUCGGUUGGGAAUAUCAUUGGUUCAGUUGUAGCUUCAGGGGUUUUGGAGUUUGGAUGGGGUUGGUCAUUUGUGGUGCCCGGGCUCCUGAUCAUUUUGGUAGGGAUUUUAGUGUUUUUGUUUCUUGUUGUGAACCCAGAGGAUAUGGGAUUUGUGCAUCCUGGAAUGGACAUCGAAAUGAGUGCUGAAACACACAGUGCUGAGAAUUUGCAGAAAGUGGAAUCUGAGGAAGCAAAGCUUAUUGAGUCUGAUCAUUCAGAUUCUUCGUCUGCUAUUGGGUUUUUGGAAGCAUGGAAGUUACCCGGAGUGGCUCCAUUUUCUUUCUGUCUCUUUUUCUCGAAGCUCGUGGCUUACACUUUUCUGUACUGGUUGCCCUUCUACAUAAGGCACACAGCUGUCGCAGGUGUGCAUAUAUCUAACAAAACUGCUGGAUUACUAUCAACAAUAUUUGACAUUGGGGGAGUCCUUGGUGGAAUCACAGCAGGUUUCAUUUCUGACAUGAUUGAAGCACGUGCUAUUACUUCAAUCAUGUUUUUGUUUCUGUCUAUUCCAGCUCUUGUUUUGUAUCGUGCUUUUGGGAGUCUCUCUAUGUUGACCAACAUCCUUUUGAUGUUUCUUUCGGGGUUUUUGGUGAAUGGUCCCUACUCACUAAUCACAACUGCAGUGGCUGCCGAUCUUGGUACACAGAGCUUGAAUGGUCGGAAUUCUCGAGCGCUGGCUACUGUUACUGCAAUCAUAGAUGGUACUGGUUCUGUUGGAGCUGCCCUUGGGCCACUUUUGGCAGGGUAUAUUUCAACUAAGGGAUGGAACAGUGUCUUUUUUAUGCUCAUUUUGUCUAUUUUCUUUGCUGGUUUAUUCUUGAUUCGUGUUGCAAGAACUGAGAUAAGAGAGAAGCUUUCAGGAAAGUGAUUUUAGGUAUUUAGAAACACAUAUUUGAGUUUUAGUUAGGCUCUUUAUUGAAGAUACACAGAUCUUAGCUAUUGGUUGAGAAAUUGCUGAAAAGCUUACUGAAUGUUUGUGUCUUGUGCUCAUUCGUUAUUCACUUAUUGUAUACACACAUGUACAAGAUUGUCCAUUGUGACUUAAUUCUGGACCUUUAUGGUUUUUUACCGUACAAAAUAUCAAGUACCACUACCUUCUGU
Abrus precatorius (Indian licorice) is the source of this 2201-nucleotide messenger RNA. Its product is annotated as putative glycerol-3-phosphate transporter 5. Gene Ontology annotation, molecular function: transmembrane transporter activity. The record is from RefSeq and is a predicted model, not a curated record. Bases 484 to 1968 code for a protein of 494 amino acids. NCBI's taxonomy places the organism in Eukaryota, Viridiplantae, Streptophyta, Magnoliopsida, Fabales, Fabaceae. Gene Ontology annotation, cellular component: membrane. Gene Ontology annotation, biological process: transmembrane transport; phosphate ion homeostasis. The transcript is spliced from 2 exons.